Messenger RNA from Anguilla anguilla (European eel), 3111 nucleotides. It is a transcript of the gene dync1li1, whose product is annotated as dynein, cytoplasmic 1, light intermediate chain 1. Bases 56 to 1570 code for a protein of 504 amino acids. The record is from RefSeq and is a predicted model, not a curated record. Gene Ontology annotation, molecular function: dynein heavy chain binding. Gene Ontology annotation, biological process: microtubule-based movement; microtubule cytoskeleton organization. Lineage: Eukaryota; Metazoa; Chordata; Actinopteri; Anguilliformes; Anguillidae. Gene Ontology annotation, cellular component: centrosome; cytoplasmic dynein complex. The transcript has 13 exons.
ACUCGGUCUGCGCUUCACAUCCGGGAAUCUUGGCGGGUGUCACUAGCCUGUGAAGAUGGCCGCUAUAGGGAGAGGUGCAUCAACAUCCACCAACUCUAAUGUAAAUAACAGCAAUCUGGAAAUACAAAACGGGGAGGAAGAUGAUGGACAGAAUUUAUGGUCAUCAAUUUUGAGUGAGGUAUCAACACAUUCUCGAUCAAAGCUACCAUCUGGAAAAAAUGUCCUUGUUUUGGGUGAAGAUGGGGCAGGCAAAACCACUUUGGUUGCUAAACUCCAGGGCAUAGAAGAUUACAUGAAAGGGAGGGGGCUGGAGUACCUUUAUUUUAAUGUUCACGAUGAUGACAUUGAUGACCACGCCAUGUGUAAUGCCUGGAUAUUGGACGGUGACCUCUUUCACAAGGGCCUGCAGAAGUUUGCCGUUUCCUUGGAGAACCUGGCUGAUACCAUCGCUCUGCUGGUGGUUGACAUGUCCAGGCCCUGGUUCGCCCUGGACUCCCUGCAGAAGUGGGCCAGCGUCAUCCGAGAGUACAUCGACAAGCUGAGGGUCCCCCCAGAGGAUCUGAGGGAAAUGGAACAAAAACUGGUGAGGCAGUUCCAGGAGUACACAGAACCAGGGAGCAACCUCAAUGUCUCCCCCCAGCGGAGAAACCCUAACAUGGCAGACGGGGGCGAGGAGAGCGUUGUGCUCCCCCUGGGGGACAACACCCUCACGCACAACCUGGGCGUGCCGAUGGUGGUCGUGUGCACAAAGUGCGAUGCGAUUAGCGGGCUGGAGAAGGAGCACGACUACAGAGACGAGCACUUCGACUUCAUCCAGUCUCACAUCCGCCGCUUCUGCCUGAAGUAUGGGGCAACACUACUUUACACUUCAGUAAAGGAGAGUAAAAAUUUAGAUUUAUUGUAUAAAUAUCUCGUCCAUAGGUUAUACGGGUUUCCUUUCAACUUGCCUGCUCAAAUUGUGGAGAAAGAUGCAGUUUUCAUUCCUGCAGGGUGGGACAACGAAAAAAAAAUUGCGAUCCUGCACGAAAACUUUCAGACAAUAAAAGCGGAGGACGCGUUCGAAGAUGUGAUAGUAAAGCCAUCUGUCAGGAAGUUUGUACAUGAAAAGGAAAUAAAUGCAGAAGAUGACCAAGUGUUUCUAUCAAAGCUCCAGUCCUUGUUAGCAAAACAGCCUCCCGCCUCUGCAGGACGGCCAGUGGACACCGCCAGCAGAGCCCCUGGUGGAUCCCCUAGAACGACGAAUCGCUCUGCAGCAUCGAACGUGGCUAACGUCAUGCCCAUGCAAUCAGGUACCAAGAAGAUUGAUCCCAGUAUGAAAGGUGGACAGACAAGUGAGGGGGUCCUGGCCAACUUCUUCAACAGCCUGCUGACCAAGAAAGCGGGGUCUCCAGGGCCAGGCGGUAGUCCAUCAGGGGGAGGAGGGAACACGCCUGGGACCGUCAGGAAGUCAGGUUCGAAGCUGGGCUUGACGGACGUGCAGGCCGAGCUAGACCGCAUCUCCAGCAAAUCCGAAAUGGACACGUCGUCCCCAACGUCCUCGUCACCGCCUGCCGAAAACGACGAGUCCUGAAGACCGGGCGGGAAAAGAACAACCCCUCCUCCACCCCCACCCCCAAACUCUGCAUCGUCCCACCCAAGUCUGCCUCUCCCUUAUCCUUCAUAUUGUACUUCAUCUUUGUCUUCUUUUUCUGCAAGUGCACUAGCCCGUUGCAGAGCAGAACAGUAAAUUCAGACUUUAUGUUGACGGGCCAGCAGGACCUCUCCCGCUCGCUGGCCUCUCUUUUUAAUGUUCUGUGCGGAAAGGAAAACCUGGAAAGAAAUGAGAGCGAUGAGUGCUAGCAGGAGAGCUAGCAGGAGUGCUAGCUCACACUGAAGGGCAUACGGAAGGCCUGUGACCUCAAGUCCCCGCUGAAUGCGGCCACAGAGUCCUGUAGACGCAGUCAUUUGUUUUUGUCAGAAUGAAGGUGGUGUUUAGGCAUCAGUAAGACACGCUUUUGUCAAUGGCCUCUGUGGUUCUCAGAUGAUCUCAGGCUGGAGUGAUGGGCAGCAGCCAGUUUAAGGUGGAGGUUUGUCUGAACCCCCCAGCAGGCCAGUGUUGUGUUGUUGCUUAAAUUGGCUUCACUUGGAAAUGCAUGUUAUAUUAACCAAAGGAGUACGACAUAACUUGCAAAAAAAAAAAAAUCUUAUAAAGGGAAUCUGUAAUAUGGGCAAUUUAUUGAUGAGCAGUUUUACAUUUUUCUGAAAGAAAUAAUGAAAUAAUAUCCUAUUAACAUGUUGGGUUUGCAUUGAACCAGUUAUAUUUGUCUACAGCCAAGUUGUAGAGUACACAUGACCUACUGCUCAAAUUGAACUUUUCCCUCUAAUUUGACUGCAGACAAGCCUGAAAGUAUAUGACUCACCAACUACUAUGUAAUUAAGAAGGUAAUUCUGAAUUUAAAAAGUUACUCACUGGAAAGUGUAAAAAGGGCACCCAGGGUUGUUCACUGAAAAAUUAUAUUUGGUUAACUUUGCUAUCAACAUUUAUUGUGAAUCUUAUUGGAACAUUAAUGCAUUUUGCGGAGAAAAAGAAAACAAAAAACAGAACAUCAGGGAAUGCAUUAAUUUGGAUGAAAAGGAACACUGCUUGUUGACAUGGGUCUUUUAAAGUAGAGUUGUUGGUACUUGUCCUGUCCAGUGUCCAACAAAAAAGCUUUCCCUGGCUUGUUUUCAUGGAACAAAUCUAGGUGCCUUUUAAUGAGCAUUUAACAGUGUAUCUAUUGAAAUGUGUCUGCAGCUAAUUUAAGCUCAGUUCUCAUCUGGGGCACUGUACUACUUGGAGACAUAUUGAACGAUGCACUACAAGUGACCACAUAAGUAUUAGUUUCCAUUCUGAGGUCAGUUUGUUUCAGGGGUCUUAUCACCUGUAGUUGCACUGAAGUAAAACAAUAUAUAGCAUUAUUCAUAGUCAAUUAGCGGUUGCUCAGCAACAGCAGGAGGGGGGCAGGGCUCAGCCUCGUCAGAAUGUACAGUCAUCAUUAAACUUGAAAAUGAUUGGUCUAUUAUCUCAAAUAUUGUAGUGAUGUUUCAAUGGAUCAGGUCUGUAAUCAUUCAAUAAACUUGUAUUUAUUUGGA